Messenger RNA from Pomacea canaliculata, 2440 nucleotides. RefSeq names its product G2/mitotic-specific cyclin-B3-like. Lineage: Eukaryota; Metazoa; Mollusca; Gastropoda; Architaenioglossa; Ampullariidae. The record is from RefSeq and is a predicted model, not a curated record. Gene Ontology annotation, molecular function: cyclin-dependent protein serine/threonine kinase regulator activity. Gene Ontology annotation, biological process: regulation of cyclin-dependent protein serine/threonine kinase activity; mitotic cell cycle phase transition. Gene Ontology annotation, cellular component: cyclin-dependent protein kinase holoenzyme complex; nucleus; centrosome.
CUUUUUUUAGCAACCAAUGAAUAUCAAGUCGCUACCAGCGAAUUUCAAACGACUGAUUGUGUGGACUCCCUUCGAGUAGUACGAAAAGAAAUUAUACAAAAAUAUACGUUUUUGAAGUCCACAUUUCACUUAUUACUCAGCAAACAAAAUGAAGAAGUCGAAGAAGAGCAUAAAGGAGCUUGUCAAACCUUUAGACCAAAAUGAACAGAUUCUGCAACCAGCAAGAAAGGCAUUGGCAGGACCAGCUGCUAGUGACAUGCAAAGGCCUCGCCGUGCAGCAUUUGGGGAUAUUACAAAUGUACCAACAGAACUGGGAGUUGAAGAUGUUGAUCGUGAAAAUAAAGAUGAUGUCACACUAGUUGCCCUGUAUGCACAUGAUAUUUUCAAUUACUACAAAGAGAGAGAGGCAAAAUUCAUUAUUCAACCAUACCUUUCCAUUCAGCCAGCAUUGUCUGAAACUAUGAGAGCCAUUCUUGUUGAUUGGCUUGUAGAGCUUCAGGAAAACUUUGAACUGAAUCAUGAGACCUUGUAUUUGGCGGUCAAGCUCUUGGAUACAUAUUGCUCUUUAGUACCUAACAUACGGGAUCAGAUACAGCUAAUUGGUGCUGCAGCUCUCUUUGUUGCCUGCAAAUUUGAUGAACGUGUGCCUCCGCCUGUUGAGGACUUUUUAUAUGUUUGUGAUGAUACAUACACCAAAAAUGAAUUUCUAGCAAUGGAGCGUACUGUGUUGAAAGCUGUGAACUUUGAACUUGGACGUCCUAUAUCUUAUCGUUUCUUACGUCGGUAUGCUAUGUGUGCCAGGUCUCCUAUUCAAACUCUGACACUUGCUCGCUACCUACUGGAGCUGUCACUGAUGGAAUAUUGUUUUGUCUCCUACCGUGAGUCCCUCUUGGCCGCUGCAUCCCUUUACAUCGCACGUCGUAUGCGGAAUGAGGGAGGAUGGACUGCAACACUCCAGUUUUACACAGAGUACACUUUGGCAGACCUGCGCCCGACCGUCUUGGAGCUGAACCCUUUGUUAAAAUCAAACAAGCGUCCAGAUCUCAAAACUGUUCGAGCCAAGUAUAAUCACCCAGUGUUUCAUUCUGUAGGCAGCAUUCCACCAUUGAGCAACACAGAACUUUUCCCACAAGAAGGAAGCCAAUAGCAAAUGCAUUCAGUUACUAUUGCUUCCAGUGAUGCUGAUGGUACAGCAGUAGAUUGGCAGAAACCAGGACAUCUUUCAGCUAACUGUUCUACAGCUGCCCAUUUUCUGCACCUGUUGAAUAAGACCUUUCAGCCAGCACUGAAGGCAGCUAAUUUGUACAGAGAUGAACAGUAUGACUGUGUGAUGCACAUUCCUGAUGAUUGUUUUCUCUUUCAUUUAAGCAAGAGAAACCAGAACUUGCACUACAUGCCCAAGAAGUUGCCAAUCAACACGAGCUGGUAGAUUGCCAGUGUCUUUAUUUCUGUUGCUGACUUCCAUGCCCAUAAAUUUGUUCCCAUUGUCUGCUUUUCACCAUUUACAUACACUUGGCCUCAUGGUCACCGUACUGUCAGCUAGGUCAGAGAUUUGCAGACAGAUCUUUGCAUCUUAGGUGAAAUGGGUAUCCUCUGGUAAGCAUGAUUCAAACAAAAAGAAAAUAUAUCCAUCCUUAAGAUUUGGGUACCAUGAAAGCAAACAAUGGGAAAUGGUCCAAGGUGAACAGUCCUCUCUAGAUGACAAAUCCUGUACAUAUCACUUAUAACGAGCAUGGAUGAGUUCGCAAAUUUGGGAAGUGGAAGAUGAAAAGGUAGACAUGUAGAUGCAGAGAUAAAAACUAGAGAAUGCGGUGAAAGAAAUGCAUGUACCUGUUGCAUGUUGCUGUCUAAGCUCAAAAGUAAAUAAUUCAUUGGGGUUUUUUUAAAAAGUUAAUAUGAAGUCAUCAAGAUACUGUAUUUAUGCCUUCUGAAUAUUCAUUAUCUUUAAGCUGUACUCUAACAUAUAUACUCAACAUACGGGGUUUUUUUCUGAUAAGGAUUAAAGAAAAAAUUCAGAAUACUUUGAAAGGAUAAAACAUGUGACUUUUUAACUUUAACUUUAUAGACUGCCCUUAUAUUUUUUUUUGAAAAGUACUAUCACAUAUUAAACAAGUUUCUAAAAGGCAUGUGCAUGGCUUAUUAAACAUUUUGGGUACCGAACUUUAAUCUCAGCAGUUGCAGACAUUUUUAUGGUAGCAAUGUUGAAAAUGAAUUGUUACAUUACAUGGUGAUAAAUUGCUCACUGAUUUUUCUUCAGGUGGUUUUUGUAUCAGUAUCAGCACACCAUUGUAUGUGAAGCAUGGAAUUGUUGCUUUGUCUGGGCUGUUUUCUGGCUUAUCAGCCCCUUGACUUUUGAAGUAACUUGUUAAACUUUAGCAGCUUUUGAAACUUUUUAUAGAGUAUUUUUAAAAUACUUUGGGAAUAAAGACAUAAAAAUUUG